This is a messenger RNA of Aspergillus nidulans FGSC A4, 1956 nucleotides long. RefSeq names its product IlvD/Edd family dehydratase. Gene Ontology annotation, molecular function: hydro-lyase activity; catalytic activity. NCBI's taxonomy places the organism in Eukaryota, Fungi, Ascomycota, Eurotiomycetes, Eurotiales, Aspergillaceae. The record is from RefSeq and is a predicted model, not a curated record. The coding region runs from base 1 to 1956 and encodes 651 amino acids. The transcript is spliced from 3 exons.
AUGCCCUGCCAGUCAAAAUGCGAAGGCUGCGCUUGCGGCUCGGCUAGCAGCCAGAGCGCAAGCGCGGUCAAUAUUGAAGACCUCGACAAGGAGCUCGAAGCGCUCAGGAAGCGAACCAUCGAGCUGGAGAAAGUGCGCGCAUCGGCCAAAAAGGUGUCGUCCCUAUCCAGUACACUCGGCGCCGGUCGUAAGCUGCGAUCGACAACAUGGUUCAACUCGGGCGAUGCAGGGAUGACCGCCCUGUACAUCGAGCGGUACCUCAACUAUGGCGUUACGAGGGAGGAGCUCAUGGCGGGCAAGCCAAUUAUUGGCAUCGCACAGACUGGGUCUGAUAUCUCGCCGUGCAAUCGAUACCAUAUUGAGCUUGCGAAGCGGGUGCGAGAGGGAAUCAGAACGGCCGGUGGCAUCGCGUUUGAAUUCCCCACGCAUCCAAUCCAGGAGACCUCGAGACGGCCGACUGCAUGCAUUGACCGGAACUUGUCAUAUCUCGGUCUUGUGGAGAUCCUGCACGGUUAUCCCAUAGACGGCGUGGUGCUCUUGACUGGAUGCGACAAGACAACCCCGGCGUGUCUGAUGGCCGCGGCCACAAUGAACAUUCCUGCCAUCUGUAUGAACGUGGGACCGAUGAUCAACGGGUACCUGAAGAAUGAGCUAGCGGGCUCGGGCAUGGUGGUCUGGACGGGGAGAGAAAUGCAUGCUGCUGGCAAGUUAGAUGAUGAAGGACUAGUGGACUUGAUCUCUAGAGGGGCACCAUCGGUAGGGCACUGUAAUACGAUGGGCACAGCCUCGACCAUGAACGCGCUGGCAGAAGCGCUCGGGAUGGCUCUGCCAGGAUCGGCCGCCAUCCCGGCGCCUUAUCGCGAACGAGCUCAGUGCGCGUAUAAAACAGGUUUACAAAUUGUGGAAAUGGUGCACGCCGACCGGAAACCUAGCGAUAUUAUGACGCGGGAGGCUUUUGAAAAUGUUAUUGCUGUCAAUACUGCCAUUGGCGGUAGCACCAACGCCCCUAUCCAUAUCAAUGCUAUCGCAAAGCAUAUGGGCGUUGAUAUCUCCCUGGACGACUGGGACCAACUAGGGUUUAACAUUCCACUUCUGCUCAAUAUGCAACCAGCAGGAGAAUUUCUUGGCGAGGAGUACUACCGAGCGGGAGGCCUUCCGGCUAUCAUGGCGGAGCUGUUAGAUGCUGGGAAGUUGCACCCAGACAUUCUUACAUGCAACGGACAUACCGUCGCUGAGAAUGUGAAAGGGCAUCACAGCUGGGACCGACGGGUCAUCAAGCCGUACAGCGAGCCCCUUAUGAAAGACGCAGGAUUCGUGCACCUCCAGGGUACCCUAUUCGAGUCUGCCAUUAUGAAAACUUGCGUCAUAUCAGAGCAGUUCCGGCAGCAUUUCCUGGAAAACCCAGACGACCCCAAUGCCUUUGAAGGGGCCGUUGUCGUUUUCGACGGGCCAGAGGACUACCAUCGCCGAUUGGAGGAGGCUCCUAUCAAUGACAAGAGUAUCUUAGUGAUGCGCGGGACUGGGCCACUAGGUUAUCCUGGCGCCGCAGAGGUGGUCAAUAUGCACCCUCCUGGGCAUUUGUUGCGACAGGGGAUCAAGUCGCUGCCAUGCAUAGGGGAUGGUCGACAAUCGGGAACUUCCGGAUCGCCGUCCAUCCUGAACGCCAGCCCUGAAGCCGCUGCUGGAGGCAAUCUUGCACUGCUUCGCGACGGAGACAGGCUCCGCGUCGACCUCAACAAACGCCGCGUGGAUAUCCUUGUCUCGCGAAAAGAACUAGACGAGAGACGAGCGGCAUUGGAGGCCGCAGGGGGUUACAGUAUCCCGGAGAGCCAAACACCAUGGCAGGAGCUCUUCAGGAAGGAGACUAGCCAGUUGAACGAAGGCAUGGUGUUACGGGAAGCGGUAAAGUAUCAGCGACUGGCUCAGCGAUCAGAGACCCUGCGCCAUAACCAUUGA